Messenger RNA from Penicillium mononematosum, 1230 nucleotides. RefSeq names its product TBP-associated factor 8 family protein. Bases 1 to 1230 code for a protein of 409 amino acids. The record is from RefSeq and is a predicted model, not a curated record. NCBI's taxonomy places the organism in Eukaryota, Fungi, Ascomycota, Eurotiomycetes, Eurotiales, Aspergillaceae. Gene Ontology annotation, biological process: transcription initiation at RNA polymerase II promoter. The transcript has 4 exons. Gene Ontology annotation, cellular component: transcription factor TFIID complex. Gene Ontology annotation, molecular function: protein heterodimerization activity.
AUGAGUAUUUCGCUCUCUGUUACAACCUCGGUGAAAGGUCAAAAGCAAGGGUCACGGCACCUAGAGCCCUCGAGAUGGAGGAGAUCCUGGUUCUCGGUGGCAUUAUUUGCUCGACCUUCCCUAAGCGAUCAUCUACUCAAAAUCCCCAAACUAGCCAUUCAUAUUGCUUCCUCAUCUGAGUCCCUGAAGGUCUAUGACAGCUGCUCAUCAAUCUACUCACCGCUUUCAGCACGUGACCCCAAUUCGAUAACAUUGCCUGGUCGGGACGACCACUUCUUGAAUCAGAUCAAUACAAUGGCCAUGGCGACAUCGGGCGCCCAAGUUAAACGACCUUCUCCAUCACUACUCAACCAGAAUAAUCCGAAGCGGGUAAAGCGUCACUAUCAUCACCAUCAUCGCUUACAGGAGCCGGUGGUUCUCCCAUCUACAUCCGAGCCAGUCGUGCAAGAUGACACCCAACUCGACCAAUUGAUGAAUCGUGCAAUCGGUCAGACUUUGAAGGACUCAGGGUUUGAGCUGGCCGAUCCAGCUGCACUGUCAAGUCUCUGCAGUGCUACUGAGGAGUACAUGCUACGACUCUCCACAUUUAUCCGUCAGUCUAUGCUAUCUGCGCGACGCACCCACGCCGACAUUAUUACCAUCUCCCCACCAGAGAAUGAAAUAUCCAAAUCUCUCCCAUUUCUCACGGCUUUGAGCAGUGAAGACGACCGCGCAAGUCGUCCCUACAUCCCAAAACAUUUCCCGAGCUUCCCUAGCAAACACACCUAUUCUGCCACUGCAGUGUUCAUUGGACGAGACAACGACCCGCGCAAGAUUAGGGAACGCGCCGCAGAGGAUGGACGGCAUGGCGAGGAAGCUUUGCGCAAAUUAGCGAGCGCCGCAUUCCGUGACAACCAGACGGGCUCGACUGGUCGCGAUAAGAAACUCUGGGGUCGGAGAACGGACAGCAUGGAAAGCAUGUUCGAAAAGACGAUCAAGGGACUUUCCAAAAGGCCAAAGGACUCUCACGGCACAUUGCCCAGCUCAGCCAUGGAUAUUGACUCGGGACAUCCGGCGGAUGCGGACACCAAGUCCCGGCUCAAGCUCUCGUGGAAUAUGGAGCUGGGCCCCAUUGUCAACUGUGAGCGAGAUCUCUGGCGCCGGACAAGCUCGAAUGCACGGCGAGGAGAGGAGAAGACUCCAAAGCCUCCACCAAGUCUCGACCCAGCGGAUGUCAUGACUGAUAUGUAA